Archocentrus centrarchus (flier cichlid) is the source of this 1130-nucleotide messenger RNA. Its product is annotated as actin-related protein 3-like. The annotation marks the transcript as partial. The record is from RefSeq and is a predicted model, not a curated record. The transcript is spliced from 4 exons. Lineage: Eukaryota; Metazoa; Chordata; Actinopteri; Cichliformes; Cichlidae.
GUCGUGGACGAGGUCAUCCAGAACUGCCCCAUCGAUGUCAGGCGUCCCCUCUAUAAGAACAUUGUCCUGUCGGGAGGCUCCACCAUGUUCAGGGAUUUUGGGCGCCGUCUGCAGAGAGACGUGAAGAGGACGGUCGAUGCCCGCCUGAAGAUGAGUGAGGAGCUGAGCGGAGGCAAGCUCAAGCCCAAACCGAUCGAUGUCCAGGUCGUCACUCAUCACAUGCAGAGAUACGCGGUGUGGUUUGGCGGAUCGAUGCUAGCAUCAACCCCGGAGUUCUACCAGGUGUGCCACACCAAAAAGGACUACGAAGAGAUCGGGCCGAGCAUCUGCCGCCACAACCCCGUGUUCGGAGUCAUGUCCUAACUUUCCGGAGUCGUGUCGGCGGCGGGCGGGGGGGGUCUGAGGCAGUGAGGUGUGGAUGUGUGACGGGAGUCCAGGAAAAAAAAAAAGAGACCAGACCAAACGGACGGGCUGGAAAAUGUGUUGUGAAUGUUUUUUCUUUUUUUCUUGUUGCUUUAUUUUGUUUUCAGUUCUUUUCAAAAUGAGGGAAAAUGUCUGUAAGCCAAAAUGAUUUUAAGAACAUUUCUGGAUCUGUUGAGUGGCGAUGAUGAUGGUGGAUGUUGGUCGGAUGGGAACAGUGAUGGUAUUUUCCUGACACCUGAACAUUAUUUAUGCAAAUCAAACUCGAGUCCAGCUGCGAUCUGCCGACUCUCUGAGAUCAACUUUAGAACAUAUUUUUGUCCUUUUGUUUUCAGCUUCAGCGUCUGUCUGCAUCCUGCGAAGAGCUUGUUUAUAUUUCAUACUAAAGUUUUUAUAUGUAAAACUCGGGGAAAUCAGGGGUUAAAAAAUAAUAAUGUAACAUCAGUGUCAGCGGGAGACGGUUUAAUGCUCGGUGAUGCGCAGUAUUUGCUGAGUUGGAGUGUGCGUUCUUUAAUUCCCGCGUCCUCGCCGUCUGCCCUCUCGUUCUUCACACACAGACCACGUCAGGUUUCCAGGAAAGAGAAGUGAAACUGUCAGACCAGUAUUGUUAGAGUAGAAGUUUUUUUUUAUUAUUAAAUACCAAAUUAUGAUAAGAAUGGGAUUUGUGUAUUUAAUGCAACAUUCCAAUAAAGGCUCAAAUUUGUUUCUAA